AUGUCAGCUCCGCGGACCAAGCGUCAAUUCGCCGGAUCAGCCAGCGACCCCUCUCAAAGGCAGAUCACCUCCUUCUUCCCCACGAGCGACGCCCUCAACAACAACAACAACAACAACAACCCGACUUCUGCCUGGCCCGGUGCCGAGGCCUCGCUCUCUUCGAGGCCCGUCUUGCCUGCAGACACUCAGUCCCACCUGCUCAACGUUGGCAUGCGCGUCCGCAAGUCUGUUCCCGAGGGGUACAAGACCGGCAGCUACAGCGCCUUCAGCCUCUGGUCCGACAACGACGCCGCAAAAAUGAACCACGCAGCCACUCCUCCGGCGCUCCCCCGAGCCCCCUCGUCCGCCACCAGCCAGCGGGAGCUGCUGCCUUUCUGUGGUAUUAACAAGGUCGGCGGCCUCUCCCCCCAGCCCGACUCCAUCCCUGAUGCCCCCGCCGCCUUGGUUCCCCGCCUGCAGCUGGGUUCUGUCCCAAGCAUCGACGACUUGCCAUCUCUUACCAGCAGCCAGGGCUCGAUCGACAGCAACUCUGGCCAGCCAGCCCUGACCAUCAACACGGCAUCUGCCGCGAGCCGGACAAAGAAGAGAGUGUACUCGGAAGAUGAGGAUUCUGAUGCCCCAUCCGUGACCGACUCUUUACAAGUCCCCUGGUCGUCGAUGGAUGGGCAGGUGAGCCCGCGCAGCCUCGUACCUGUCGGCUGGGACAACACCAACACCCGUGUCAUGGCGAUCCCCAAGAAGAGCCGCCGAGCUCACAAGGCGCGCCCCGGGACUGCUCCCUCUAUGGACGUUGCUGGUGUCGGAGGUGGCGCAAUCAUGCCGUUGCGUCUCGACCAAUUGGGGCAAGAGAAUACUGUCGAUGGAGAUUUUCAGGAGGCUGACUUUCUGGACUAUAAGGCGCUGGCGUAUGAUGCGAUGGAUAUCUAG
Molecule: messenger RNA, 927 nt
Organism: Diaporthe batatas
Lineage: Eukaryota; Fungi; Ascomycota; Sordariomycetes; Diaporthales; Diaporthaceae
Exons: 1
Coding region: 1-927 (308 amino acids)
Cellular component (GO): cytoplasm; nucleus
Molecular function (GO): ribonucleoside-diphosphate reductase inhibitor activity
Source: RefSeq, a predicted model, not a curated record